This is a messenger RNA of Topomyia yanbarensis, 837 nucleotides long. RefSeq names its product histone H1B-like. Gene Ontology annotation, cellular component: nucleus; nucleosome. Gene Ontology annotation, molecular function: structural constituent of chromatin; nucleosomal DNA binding; double-stranded DNA binding. Gene Ontology annotation, biological process: nucleosome assembly; chromosome condensation; negative regulation of DNA recombination. Lineage: Eukaryota; Metazoa; Arthropoda; Insecta; Diptera; Culicidae. The transcript has a single exon. The record is from RefSeq and is a predicted model, not a curated record. The coding region runs from base 31 to 699 and encodes 222 amino acids.
UACUUUCUAAGAGAAAUAAAGUGAGUAAAAAUGGCUGAAACCGCUACCGAAGUUGUUGCUGCGGCGCCUGUUGCUGCCUCUCCGGCCAAGGCCCCAAAGAAGGCCAAGGCUGCCAAGAGCGGCACUGCGAAACCGAAAAAGCCAUCGACCCAUCCGCCAGUGAACGAUAUGGUUCUAGCUGCCAUCAAGACCCUGAAGGAACGCAACGGUUCAUCGCUGCAGGCCAUCAAGAAAUACAUCGCCGCCAACUAUAAGUGUGACGUCGCCAAGCUGGCUCCAUUUAUCAAGAAGGCUCUGAAAUCGGGCGUCGAAAAGGGAAAGCUUUCCCAGACUAAGGGAACUGGCGCUUCCGGAUCGUUCAAGGUUAAGGCCGACGCUAAGAAACCGGCUGGUGAGAAAAAACCGAAGAAGGCUGCUGCCGCCAAGAAGCCCAAGAAGGCUGCUGGAGAGAAAAAAGCGGCUGCCAAGAAACCAGCUGGCGAGAAGAAGGCUAAGAAGCCGAAAGCUGCUGCCGCUAAGAAAUCUGUGGCGAAGAAAGCCAAGGCAGCCCCUGCAAAGGCCGCCAAGAAGGAAGCUGCUCCCAAACAGAAAGCCACCAAACCAACGAAAGCCGUAACAAACAAGCCGAAGACCCCGAAGCCAAAGAAGGCCGCACCAGCCAAGAAAGCUGCCCCAAAGAAAGCCGCCGCCAAGAAGUAAAUUCAAUUGAUACCGAAUAUUGCUUUUAUUGGCUCAACAUAAUCUCAAAAAAGAGUCCUUUUCAGGACUACCAAAUACCUCUCCAAAGAAUUUGAUAGAUAUUUUUCCAUCGAAUAACGAAUGCUUCAACAAACAUUA